AAUCAGUUAGCUUUGUACAUUUCGGGGUGUUGGUUGUAAUUGUGUGUUCGCAUCGCCGCAUUGGAGUAAUAUUUUAGGUGCACGAUAUUGGCCAGUUGCAGUGACAGAUUAUUGCUAACACAAAUUGACAGCGUGCAUGCCACGAGAAUUAUACAACGGUAGCUUAGUUGAAGUAGCAAAAAAAAAGAAUCUAACGAAAAAAUAAUUAAUGAAAUUCAAUUUAAUUGAAAAAAAAAACAAAAAAUAUUUUAAAAAAUUAAAAAAAAAGUAUCAAAAAAAAUUUCAAAAAAAUAUUAUCUAAAAAAAAUUCAAAAAAAGUUAUUAAAAAAAUUAUUGAAAAGGUUAUAGAAAAACUUUCGAAAAAGUUAUCGAAAAAAAUUUAUCGCAAAAGAAAUUAUUUUAACCCAAAAAAAGCCUCUCAUUAAAAAGCAAUUAUCGUUAAUUUAGUGAGCGUCAUAAAUCAAAGCUGUUCAUACAUAUCUACUGUAGAUAAAAUUUGAAUUUUCUAAGAAAUUUACUAAAUUUCGGCAUAAAAGUAAAAGUGUAAACGUUGCUGGACGCCAACUUGGUAGCCAACGGGAAAACAGCUCUUAACCAUAACUGCCAUAAAUUCAAAAUUCAAAAUAUUUAAGUUCGAGGAUUUGCCGAUAAGGCCCAAGAUGUCUCUUUUCGGCGGCAACAGUCACUCCAUUUCCGAGGAAGAGAUCGAUGAAUAUUCCGAUGGCACCGUAAAGCUGCGUAAUUCGAACAUCGAACUGAUGGAUCAAGAUAUUCUCUACCAUCUUGCUCUGGGCAGUGAAAGUCAUGAUUUGCACGAAAUGUUCGGUGAUGUUAAAUUUGUUUGCAUGGGCGGAACACCAAAGCGUAUGGAAAACUUUGCACAUUUCAUUAUGGGCGAAAUUGGUUAUAAAUUACCCGCCGGUACAAAAUUGGAAGACAUCAGCGCCUAUUCAUAUCGCUACUCAAUGUACAAAGUAGGUCCAGUGCUUUGUGUUAGUCACGGCAUGGGAACACCCUCUGUCAGCAUAUUGUUGCACGAAUUGAUCAAACUCAUGUAUCACGCCAAGUGUCAAGACCCCAUAUUUAUACGUAUUGGCACUUGUGGUGGUGUUGGAGUUGAGGGGGGUACUGUUAUCAUCACCGAAGAAGCGCUCGAUAGCCACAUGCGGAAUGCGCACGAAUUUACAAUUUUGGGCAAAACUGUUUUGCGACCUGCCAAAUUGGAUAAGAAACUGGCACGUGAGCUGAAAGCGCUUGCCAGUGAGGAUGAUCCUUAUGACACGAUUAUCGGCAAAACUCUCUGUACAAAUGACUUCUAUGAAGGUCAAGGUCGUUUGGAUGGCGCAUUCUGCGAAUUCACCGAAACCGAUAAAAUGGAAUAUUUGGAGAUGUUGAGCAGCAAAGGUGUGGUCAACAUCGAAAUGGAGAGUACCAUUUUCGCUGCACUUACAUAUCAUGCUGGCAUUAAAGCGGCAGUCGUAUGCGUUGCGCUAUUAAAUCGUCUAAAUGGUGAUCAGGUAAACGCACCCAAAGAGGUAAUGCACGAAUGGCAGAAUCGGCCGCAAACGCUCAUUUCCCGUUACAUAUGCAAAACGUUGGCGCAGAAAGGGCAACUGAAGUCACUCUCCCGAGGCUCAAUAAAGUCGCCACGACGCUUCAAGCUGGUGCAACAAGAGUCACAGGCGCAUGAAUAAGCGCCACAAGUGUUUUAUAACUAAAUAUAUAUAAACGAAUAUAAAUACUUACAUACCUACAUACAUACUACAUAUAUUGACGAAGAUCAUUUGUUGCCAGUUAACUUGCCAGUCACAAUGGGUGGUAGAGCGCAACAUACGCAUUAGAUACUAUAUACCACACAUACCCACAUAUAAACAUACACAAUAUUAAGAUUGAAACAAAAUACAAUUAAUUGCAUAUAGAUGUAUUUAUAAAUAUGUUAACAAGUAAAUUUAAUAAUAACAAAAACAAAAUGUUAAAAGACACUCCAUACGAAACAUUCCAAAUACAAAAAAAAGAAAAUGAAGCGUUAAAAGACCAAAAACUAAUUGUUAGCCAGUGUUGCACAUGCAAUUUUUUUUAAGAAUAUAAUAUACAAUGAAGCACAGCAAUUUAUUAUAGAAAAAUCAAUUUGCUGAAACGUUUAAAAUAUCGGUAUUUAUAUAUAUGUGUAGCGGUUUGUUUAAUACACGCUUUAUUGUGGAAGGAAAAUUUAAUUUUACUUUGUAUUUAUGCUUAUUUAAGUGUUUAAGUUAUUUAAUUACGAAAUUAUUUUUUAAGUUUUCGAGUUUUUAAGCAAAUAAAUAAAAUUUCUAAAGAAAAGCAA
This is a messenger RNA of Bactrocera neohumeralis, 2323 nucleotides long. RefSeq names its product uridine phosphorylase 1-like. The transcript has 7 exons. Gene Ontology annotation, cellular component: cytoplasm; cytosol. Gene Ontology annotation, molecular function: uridine phosphorylase activity. NCBI's taxonomy places the organism in Eukaryota, Metazoa, Arthropoda, Insecta, Diptera, Tephritidae. The record is from RefSeq and is a predicted model, not a curated record. Gene Ontology annotation, biological process: uridine catabolic process; nucleotide catabolic process. Bases 660 to 1694 code for a protein of 344 amino acids.